Xyrauchen texanus (razorback sucker) is the source of this 648-nucleotide messenger RNA. RefSeq names its product claudin g (gene cldng). The transcript has a single exon. Gene Ontology annotation, molecular function: structural molecule activity. Gene Ontology annotation, cellular component: plasma membrane; bicellular tight junction. The record is from RefSeq and is a predicted model, not a curated record. NCBI's taxonomy places the organism in Eukaryota, Metazoa, Chordata, Actinopteri, Cypriniformes, Catostomidae. Bases 1 to 648 code for a protein of 215 amino acids. Gene Ontology annotation, biological process: cell adhesion; bicellular tight junction assembly.
AUGUCUGCUGGGUUACAGCUGCUUGGGACCACACUUGGUGUACUUGGCUGGCUGGGCAUCAUCAUAUCCUGUGUGAUUCCUCUAUGGCGUGUGACUGCCUUCAUUGGAAACAACAUUGUGACUGCACAGAUUGUGUGGGAGGGACUGUGGAUGAGCUGUGUGGUGCAGAGCACUGGUCAAAUGCAGUGUAAAGUGUAUGACUCCAUGCUGGCUCUUCCCCGAGACCUACAGGCCUCUCGAGCUAUCAUUGUCAUUGCUUCCCUUGUUGGUGUUGUAGCCAUAUUUGCCAGUUUUGCAGGUGGGAAAUGUACCAACUCUUUGGCAGACAGUUUCAUGAAAGCACGGGUUGCUGCAGCAGGAGGGGCCUUCUUCAUCGCUGCCGGGGUUUUGGGUUUGGUGCCGCCUAGCUGGACUGCCCAUAAGGUCAUUGCAGACUUCUACAAUCCUCUAGUAGCACAUGCUCAGAAGAUGGAGUUGGGAGCUGCCCUCUUUAUCUGCUGGGGGGCAGCAGUUCUCAUGUUAAUUGGAGGAGGCCUCCUCUGUGGCUCUUGCCCUAGCAGAAGAGCGCAGAAUAGGGGUCGAUAUAAACCAGCAUCUCAAAAUGGGAGAGAACGUUUGGAAUACGUGCAGAGUGUUUCUCACUUAUGA